Molecule: messenger RNA, 561 nt
Organism: Tuber aestivum (summer truffle)
Lineage: Eukaryota; Fungi; Ascomycota; Pezizomycetes; Pezizales; Tuberaceae
Source: the annotation of a GenBank genome assembly
CUGCUGAUCAAUGAGUUGUGGGAAGAAGUUAAGGCUGCCCAUUCGACGCCUAAACGACAUUACCAUACCUUAAAACAUCUUGAAAACCUAUUGCACCAGCUGGAAGCGGUAAAGGACCAGAUCAAAAACUGGGACGUUAUCUUGUUUACGCUUUAUUACCACGACAUCGUUUACAAUCCUUUAAAAGAUAACAAUGAAGAGAAAAGUGCAGAACUGGCUGAAGUGAGACUCCGCUCGCUUGCUGUGCCAAAUGAGCUUGCUCAGCAAUGUAAACAACAGAUCCUGGCGACAAAAAAACAUCUUUUGAAUACCGAUCCCGACACCAACUAUUUUACCGAUGCCGACCUCUCUGUUUUAGGGCAAGACUGGCCCCUUUAUGCUGCUUAUGCCGAAGGCGUAAGAAAAGAGUAUUCCAUUUAUCCGGACCUGAUUUACAAACCGGGAAGGAAAAAGGUGCUGCAACAUUUCUUGCAGAUGGACCGCAUUUUCAAAACAGAUUACUUUUACAACAAGCUGGAAGCAACUGCGAAAAGAAACCUGGAACGGGAAUUGGAAGCGCUU